CCUGGAGGAGAUGCUUCCCUUCCUCCGUGUUCAUAUGACCUCGUCCAGUCCAAUCCACCUCCAUUCAGCAUCUCACCACUAAUCCUCACCCCUCCCCCCCCUCUCCUCACUCACCAUGCUUUCCCGGUCAACCAUCUCUUCGGGCCUCCUCCGCCCCCUCUCCAACCCCGCCUCGUCGUACGCCGCCGCCCGUGGCCUCCUGCGCGUCCGUGGCCUUGCGUCCGAGGCUGGCCCUUAUGACGUUGCUAUCAUCGGCGGUGGCCCCGGUGGCUACGUCGCUGCCGUCAAGGCCGCCCAGCUCGGCCUCAAGACCGUCUGCAUUGAGAAGCGCGGCGCCCUCGGCGGCACCUGCUUGAACGUCGGCUGCAUCCCCUCCAAGGCCAUGCUUAACAACUCGCACAUCUACCACACCAUUGUCCAUGACACCAAGAACCGCGGCAUCGAGGUCGGCGAGGUCAAGGUCAACCUUGACAAGAUGCUCCAGGCUAAGGAGACCUCGGUCAAGGCCCUCACCGGCGGUAUCGAGUCGUAUCUCUUCAAGAAGUACGGCGUCGACUACGUCAAGGGCGAGGCCUCGUUCGCCAGCCCCGACAAGCUCAAUGUCAAGCUCCUUGACGGCGGCGAGACCCAGAUUGACGCCAAGAACGUCAUCAUUGCCACCGGCUCCGAGGUCACCCCCUUCCCCGGCAUUGAGAUCGACGAGGAGCGCAUCGUCUCGUCGACCGGCGCCCUCUCGCUCAAGGAGAUUCCCAAGCGCAUGAUCGUCAUUGGCGGCGGUGUCAUCGGCCUCGAGCUCGGCUCGGUCUGGUCGCGCCUCGGUGCUGACGUGACGGUUGUCGAGUUCCUCGGCGCUGUUGGCGGUGCCGGCAUUGACGGCGAGGUCGCCAAGGCCUUCCAGAAGUCGCUCCAGAAGCAGGGCUUCAAGUUCAAGCUCAACACCAAGGUCGUCAGCGGCCAGCGUGAGGGCGACGUCGUCAAGGUCAAGGUCGAGUCGGCUAAGGGCGGCAAGGAGGAGGAGCUUGAGGCCGACGUGCUUCUCGUGGCCAUCGGCCGCCGCCCCGUUACCAAGGGCCUUAACCUCGACAAGAUUGGCGUCGAGGUCGACGAGAAGGGCCGUGUCGUCAUUGACGACCAGUUCAACACCUCGGUCAAGAACAUCCGCUGCAUCGGUGACGCCACCUUUGGCCCUAUGCUUGCCCACAAGGCUGAGGAGGAGGGUAUCGCCGCCGUCGAGUACAUCAAGACCGGUCACGGCCACGUCAACUACGAUGUGAUCCCCUCGGUCGUCUACACUCACCCCGAGGUCGCUUGGGUCGGCAAGACUGAGGAGGAGCUCAAGAAGGCCGGCGUUGCGUACAAGGUCGGCAAGUACCCCUUCGCCGCCAACUCGCGUGCCAAGACGAACCAGGACACUGAGGGCUUUGUGAAGCACCUCGUGGAGAAGGACACCUCGCGUAUCCUCGGCACCCACAUCAUCGGCCCCAACGCAGGAGAGAUGAUCGCCGAGGCGUGCCUGGCCAUGGAGUACGGGGCCUCAUCAGAGGACGUCAGCGCGACCUGCCACGCGCAUCCCACACUGUCGGAGGCGUUCAAGGAGGCCGCCAUGGCCGCCCACGGCAAGCCCAUCAACUUCUGAGCGUCCCGUGAUAGUGUACCUUGUAUCUCUUGUGGCGCCGGAAGAUGACAGCGAGGAGGGGGCGCGCCGGCGCCUCUCGAUCCUCGCCCCAUUAUGAAUGCAUUGCUCGAUAGCGGGAAGUUGGUGGAGGUAAAAGGAGGAGGUGCUGGUGUCGAAGCGAUCUGUGGGUUACGGAGGUGGGCCAAAUGCAG
This is a messenger RNA of Cutaneotrichosporon oleaginosum, 1827 nucleotides long. RefSeq lists its product as uncharacterized. The record is from RefSeq and is a predicted model, not a curated record. Gene Ontology annotation, cellular component: oxoglutarate dehydrogenase complex; mitochondrion. NCBI's taxonomy places the organism in Eukaryota, Fungi, Basidiomycota, Tremellomycetes, Trichosporonales, Trichosporonaceae. Gene Ontology annotation, molecular function: dihydrolipoyl dehydrogenase (NADH) activity; flavin adenine dinucleotide binding.